UAUAUGGAUACAUAUUGAUUCUUGGUAUUAGUGCAGCCGUGUCCUUCUCCUCAUACAAAUCCACACCACCCAGAUCCAAUUUUACCAGAAUAUUAAACCUAUCAGUGUACCCAAUCGAUACAUAUUUUAAAUCAACAAGUGGUCAACAAGAUAGCAAAACAUAUUUUUAUUUGUUCAUUUUCCGAAUAAAAAGGGGGACGAAAGCCGGACCUCGGCUCACUCACUUUUUGGAUUUUCAUUCUUCAGUCAACCUCACCAACUAGGAAAUAUUGUUUCCGGAAACUUAUUUAAAUUCCCGUCUUCAGAAACUUUAAGAAGGAAACUUUUCCUCGAAAUACUUAAUAAAAAAUUGACACGAAGCUAGGAAAAAAAUCGACAAAUAUGAAUAAACUCCUGCUUCUCCAGACUGCUUUCAAGCUCAAAAUAUUCUCAGUGAUGUUGGGUCUCGUCAACGUCUUCCUGACGGCGCAAUAUUACGAACAAGAAUCCGUUUUUGAAGUCUUCCUCUUGGCCAGUGUCGCCGUGACGUUUGCCAUUUCCGUCAUGUAUCUCUCCGCCGUCCACUAUCUGGGAAGGUCAUACACACUCACCGUUCGAAAAUGCGACGCCGCGAUCCACUUUGUCAUGGGCGCCAUCAGUUUUUCCGUGUGGACCGUAUUCCUCAUUCUCAUGAUGCAAAUGAAGACGGGACCCUUGUGCGCCAUCACCGCGAAGGACGGCGACCCUGCCCGUGAAGAACAAGAAUUUCAGUGCUUUAGUCGAAUCGCGUUGAGAAUUGUGCUCGGGGUAAUGUGCAUCAUGAACAGCGUCAUUUACGGAAUCAUCUGCUACAUCUUGAUCUCUGACGAUACGCAGUACGAAAUUCUCUAAAAACAGCAUCUGCUCAUCAUAAUUAACUUGUACAUAGUUUCAUAAUUUACUAAUUAAUUAAUUUUACUAAUUAAUCUUGACUAAAGUUUAAGUUGAAUAGUGUUUAAGUUAUGAAAAUAAUAAUGUCAAAUUUAGAGAUUUUAUUUUUUAUUUUCUUACUUAUAAACUUUUAACGUAUGAUAAAACUGAAUAAUUUUUAAGCAUUAUAUCCAAAAACGUGCCCAUAUUUUUUAAAUGGGAUUGAUAAUUUCUUAAUAAGUCAAUAAUUUUAUCCUUACGACAUAUUUACCAUUAUAAUUAAAUACCUUUGCUAUGAAUAUUUUACAUAUGUGAUUAAUGUGAUACUUACGUUGUGGCCCACAACUUGUGGGUGGUAAAUAAAAUAUAAUCUGAUUUUACAGAGCAAAAAAAAACUA
Messenger RNA from Folsomia candida, 1286 nucleotides. RefSeq lists its product as uncharacterized. The transcript has 4 exons. Lineage: Eukaryota; Metazoa; Arthropoda; Collembola; Entomobryomorpha; Isotomidae. The record is from RefSeq and is a predicted model, not a curated record. Bases 382 to 870 code for a protein of 162 amino acids.